Molecule: messenger RNA, 6677 nt
Organism: Pelobates fuscus (common spadefoot toad)
Lineage: Eukaryota; Metazoa; Chordata; Amphibia; Anura; Pelobatidae
Gene: PCDH9
Product: protocadherin 9
Exons: 6
Coding region: 1295-5116 (1273 amino acids)
Biological process (GO): homophilic cell-cell adhesion
Cellular component (GO): plasma membrane
Molecular function (GO): calcium ion binding
Source: RefSeq, a predicted model, not a curated record
GAUAUCCAGUGUGCGUCUAGGAGAGGGAUAGUAUAAAGAGGAAAGAAGGAGCAUCUCAGCAUCUCAAAGCGAUUCGUUUGGGGAUUACUGUCACACUGCCACACUGAUAAGCGCCAGCUCAACUCUCACCACAUCUGCCAUAUCAACUUGCAGACUUGUAAUUUUUAUUAUUAUUAUUAUUUUAAUUUUAUUAUUUUCAUUUUAUUUGUAUUCCUUUCAUUUAUUUAUUUUUUGGCACUGGUAAUGUGACAGAUGGAUUUUCUCACCUAAUGCUUAAUGGAACAUAUAAUAUCACGGGCUUGAUUCAUUUCUACAUCUGGAUAUUGUACCCUAUUCUGAUCUGACUUGCCAUGGAGCACAUUGUAUCUGCUGGACCCUGCGGAGAGCAUGAUUUAACAACAAACUGAGCAAUGAGUGUUUCCUUGGAGUUGCUAAAUCACCAUCCAGGGGCAACAUAUCUCAAGGAAGGCGUUCGGUGUGUGAUUCACAGACUGCUACUGAUUGCGUUGCCCACACUAACUAUUAUCCGCUUUGCUGGAUGCAGUGAGUCUGUUCAGGCAGGGGACGGAUGGAAACUAUGAAGUUGUCCAUGCUAGCAACCUUUCAUUUUCUGCUUCUCAGAAUCCUGUGUGUCUCCUGUCUUGCAAACACCCAAAUUCACUGUUUGAGAGCUCACUUCUAAUCUAAAAAAGCACUGCCUGCCUCCCUACCUGCCUGGAUCACACUGCUGGAACUAAUCACAGGCAUCAGCCUCUCUGCUAACAGCCUAAUGCAGAUGAGAUUAGUGCUUAGAAACUGCCCGGUUCACGCAAAGUAUCUCCCUGAAGUGCUUGCACCUGUGUAAUCUGCAAGCAGCAGAGCAUCUCAGCACAACCACUGUACUUUACAUUAUUAACCAGCAGUAUUUAUGAGAAUUGCUGCUAAUAUCAUCCUGAGGGCUAAUCUUUAUUCUUUUGGACUAGACUGCGCCUUUUCUUGCCUGACCAGAAAUACCCAUUUUAUAGCAUUGCAUUGUUCACCCCUGUGGCUGCAUUUAACUCGCAUUUGGAUGCAAACCAGUGACUUGCAACUUGUAUGACCUGGCUGCAUUGUUAGCAAGUGGAAUGAUUCACCCAGGACAUACCAGGAUCCUCUGUGCUGCAGAUAUGAAAAAUAGACCAGCUGCUGGCUCCAAUUAGAAAUGACAAGUAAAGCAUCUUGCAGUCAAUGCACGCCUCCUCUUGCAAAUCACCACCGUUCCUCAGUGACAACCUUUAAAUCCUAAAAUCCGAGAAAACAAAGGAAUCCCAUUAUCAUGGACCUAAGGGAUUUUUACCUGUUGGCUGCUCUCAUUGCCUGCUUAAGGCUGGAUUCUGCAAUUGCCCAAGAACUCAUUUAUACCAUCAGAGAAGAACUGCCUGAAAAUGUACCGAUUGGAAAUAUACCAAAGGAUCUGAAUAUCUCUCAUAUCAAUGCUGCCACUGGGACAAGUGCCAGCCUGGUGUACAGACUGGUAUCUAAAGCUGGUGACUCUCCCUUGGUCAAAGUGUCCAGCAGCACUGGAGAGAUCUUCACCACGUCCACGAAAAUUGACCGAGAAAAACUCUGUGCAGGUUCAGCUUAUGCAGAAGAAAAUGAGUGUUUCUUUGAACUAGAAGUUGUCAUUCUUCCCAAUGACUUUUUUAGACUUAUCAAGAUUAAAAUAAUUGUUAAGGAUACCAAUGACAAUGCACCAAUGUUUCCAUCAACUGUGAUCAACAUCUCCAUACCAGAAAAUACCCUGAUCAACAGCCGCUUCCCUAUUCCAUCAGCCGUGGACCCAGACACAGGUUUCAAUGGGGUACAGCACUAUGAACUUCUGAAUGGACAGAGUGUCUUUGGACUGGACAUUGUUGAGACACCUGAGGGGGAGAAGUGGCCACAACUCAUUGUUCAGCAGAAUCUAGAUAGGGAGCAGAAGGAUACCUAUGUCAUGAAAAUCAAAGUGGAGGAUGGAGGAUCCCCUCAGAAAUCCAGCACAGCUAUCUUACAAGUUACAGUAAGUGAUGUCAAUGACAACAAACCAGUAUUCAAAGAGAGUCAAGUGGAAGUCCACAUCCCAGAGAAUGCCCCCACAGGGACAUCAGUGGUCCAGUUACAUGCAACAGAUGCAGACAUAGGCAGUAAUGCAGAAAUUAAGUACAUCUAUGGUGCCCAAGUAACAUCUGCUACAAAAAGACUUUUUGCUUUAAAUAACACCACUGGAUUAAUCACUGUUCAAAGACCACUGGACAGGGAAGACACUGCAGUUCACAAGUUAACUGUCCUGGCAACAGAUGGCAGCUCCACUCCAGCAAGGGCAACUGUUACAAUUAAUGUGACUGAUGUCAAUGAUAACCCUCCAAAUAUUGAUCUCAGGUACAUCAUAAGCCCCAUCAAUGGCACAGUCUACUUAUCAGAGAAGGAUCCAACUAACACCAAGAUAGCCCUGAUUACUGUUUCUGAUAAGGACACAGAUGUCAACAGCAAGGUCAUCUGCUUCAUUGAAAGAGAGGUACCGUUCCACCUAAAAGCGGUUUAUGACAACCAGUACUUGCUAGAGACUUCUUCUUUGUUGGACUAUGAAGGAACCAAAGAAUUCAGUUUUAAAAUUGUUGCAGCUGACACUGGGAAGCCCAGCCUCAACCAGACGGCUUUAGUUAGAGUGGAAUUGGAGGAUGAAAAUGACAACCCUCCAAUUUUCACCCAGCCUGUAAUUGAACUCUCUGUUUCUGAGAAUAACCGUAGAGGUCUUUACUUAACUACUAUUAGUGCUACAGAUGAAGACAGUGGGAAGAACGCGGAUAUUGUGUAUCAACUUGGACCCAAUGCAUCAUUUUUUGACCUGGAUAGAAAGACUGGAGUUCUGACAGCUUCAAGAGUGUUCGACCGAGAGGAGCAAGAGCGUUUCAUAUUUACUGUUACUGCUAGAGACAAUGGGUCCCCACCACUUCAAAGCCAAGCAGCUGUUAUUGUGACUGUCUUGGAUGAGAAUGACAAUAGUCCCAAGUUCACCCACAACCAUUUCCAGUUCUUUGUGUCUGAGAACUUACCAAAGUACAGCACUGUGGGGGUCAUCACAGCUACAGACUCAGAUGCAGGUGAAAACAAAGCUGUGACCCUUUCCAUCCUGAAUGACAAUGAAAACUUUGUCUUAGAUCCAUAUUCUGGACUCAUUAAGUCCAAUGUGUCUUUUGACAGAGAGCAGCAAAGUUCCUACACUUUUGACGUUAAGGCAGUAGAUGGAGGACAAACUCCAAGCUCCUCCACAGCAAAAGUUACUAUAAACAUCAUGGAUGCUAACGACAACAGCCCUGUAGUUAUCUACCCUCCAUCCAACACAUCCUUCAAGCUUGUGCCUCUUUCAGCCAUUCCAGGUUCAGUAGUGGCAGAGGUUUUUGCUGUGGACAUUGACACAGGGAUGAAUGCUGAACUCAAAUACACUAUUGUUAGUGGAAAUGUCAAAGGGUUGUUUAGGAUAGACCCCGUAACAGGCAACAUUACACUAGAAGAAAAACCAUCUGCAACAGAUGUUGGCCUUCAUCGCUUAGUGGUCAACAUAAGUGACCUGGGCUACCCUAAACCUCUCCAUACUCUAGUACUUGUCUUCUUGUACGUUAAUGAGACUGCUGGCAAUGCCUCCUUCAUAUAUGACUUGAUAAGAAAGACUAUAGAGACACCUCUAGACACAAACAUUGGGGACAGCAGUCAGUCCUACCAAAAUGAGGAUUAUCUCACUAUCAUGAUAGCCAUAGUGGCAGGUGCAAUGGUCGUGAUAGUGGUAAUUUUUGUCACUGUUCUUGUCCGAUGUCGACAUGCAUCAAGGUUCAAGGCUGCCCAGAGGAGCAAGCAAGGGGCAGAGUGGAUGUCACCAAACCAGGAAAACAAGCAAAAUAAGAAAAAGAAAAGGAAGAAAAGGAAGUCACCGAAGAGUUCUCUGCUGAACUUUGUUACCAUUGAGGAAUCUAAACCAGAUGAUACAGUUCAUGAACCUAUCAACGGGACAAUUAGUCUUCCAGCCGAGCUGGAGGAACAAGGGAUUGGACGUUUUGACUGGGGCACAGCUCCCCCGACUACCUUCAAGCCUAACAGCCCUGACCUUGCUAAGCAUUACAAGUCUGGCUCUCCGCAGUCUGCUUUUCAUCUUAAAGCAGAUACUCCAGUGUCAGUAAAAAAGCAUCACGUGAUUCAGGAACUCCCUUUGGACAACACCUUUGUUGGGGGUUGUGACACCCUCUCCAAACGCUCUUCCACUAGUUCAGAUCACUUCAGUGCCUCAGAGUGCAGCUCCCAGGGAGGCUUCAAGACAAAAGGUCCCUUACACACCAGACAGGGUGGCACCACUGUACAUUGCAACUGCCUCGCUUGUACUGCAACUUUUUUGCACACUCCCAGCGACUAUGGAAAACUCAUUUAUAGAACCGAUCCUGCCUCAACUCUAGCUGCAGACACCUUUUCGCCGACCCUGGUUUUUUCCGUUAGGGGGCAAGAUUUACCAUUACAGGACAUACUAAAUGCAUCAUGUGAGAACAACGCUAUCCAGUCCCACCGCCGUGUUACAUUUCACCUCCCUGAUGGUUCCCAAGAAAGCUGCAGUGACAGUGGACUUGGAGACCAUGAGCCUGUGGGUAGUGGAACUCUGAUCUCUCACCCUCUCCCUCUGGUUCAGCCACAGGACGAAUUCUACGACCAAGCCUCUCCAGACAAGAGGACUGAAGCUGACGGUAACUCCGAUCCCAACUCUGAUGGACCUCUUGGACCUAGAGGAUUAGCAGAAGCUACAGAAAUGUGUACACAAGAAUGUCUAGUUUUGGGACAUUCUGAUAACUGCUGGAUGCCUCCCAGUCUUGGUCCAUAUCAGCAACCAAAAUCACCUCUUUCCUCUUUUGCACCUCAAAAUGAUUGGCUUAAGAAGGACAAAUUGGUUAAUGGACACACAUUGACAAGAAACUGGAAAGAAGACAGCAACAAAAAUCAAUUUGAUGACCGAAAUCAAUAUGGUAGCAGUGAUGGACACUUUACAAGUGGUAAUCAUAUGAGUGACAUUCCCUUGGCUACUUUAAAGUCCUAUAAGCAAGUCUCAGGUGCUCUGGAAAGCUCAAAGGAGCAACAACUAUAAAAUAUCUUUUUGGACAAGUGACUUUAGCCAAAAUAGGUUUGCUAAUGUGUGUCAAAGCUUCACGUACUGGGUAGACCUCUAGAACUAUGCUUCAUUUAACAAAAAUAUGCAUAUAUUUGUGUUGGCACCACUAAAAUGUGGUGUUCUAAUCUGUGAAUAUAAUAUUUCUAGAUGUGUUUAUUUUGGUGAAUGUAGAUACAAACAUGUUCCGUUUUAAUUUUGGUUUUUAAACAUUUAUAUUUUACCCUGGACUGCUGCUAAAAUUGCAGGAGGUGUUUUACUAUAAAGAUAAAGGAAUAGGGAGACAGAUUCUGUGUGGAUUGCUGUAGUUGAAAAGCAUAUACAAUUAGAUUAAUUGUCCUCUUGUUGUUGUUAAUCUGUGCUGGAACAUUUAUACUUGACAUCAUACUUUGAAACAAACCAGCUAAAUCUUUAAAGAUUAAACCUAUUGUGCUAUUAAAAAUUUUAGUGGACACUUGUACGUCAAUCAGUGUUCAAAAAACUGUAUAUAGAAACAAGUUACUACUAACAACUUUGUGUGCUUAUAAUGUUCACUUAUAUAUCGUAGCAUAAUUUUGUGUCGAAGUUGCAUUCUGUUAAUUUUGUUUAAUCAGGAUUUUUUUUUCAGUGUUCAGUGUUUCAGCGUAUCCGUCUAACAUAUACUGUUUCAACUAUUUCAAAACACUUGUGUUAAAGUAUAGAAGAUCAUGCUUCUAUUGUGGUAGAAAAGUAUUCUGUUUCAUUGGCAAUUAAAACUGUUCUCCAAAAAAAAGAUAUAUUUUUUUAACCACAGUUCUUUUUUUAAUGCAUAAUAGAUACAAAAAUAAAAAAUUGGGAUAGAGUGUAUAAAUUAUUAAUUACAAUUAAACAAAUACAAAUACUACAUAUUCUUCACUGUUUUAAAAACAACAAAAAAAAUGAGAAAAUGUGUUAUCAAUUUGCAUAGGAAAACAGUUUACAUUGCUAAUAUAACAGCUUUUGUUGCUUGUGUAUUGUUAUAACACAAGUGUUUUUAUACUACACAAACUAUUUAACGUGUUGUGCCUCCAUAGUGUAACAGAGCAUUCUCCAAGUAGGCCAGUAGGCAAAAAUGAUUAGAUAUCAAUUUUAUUGUUAAAUGCUGUUUGUUAACAUCAUUGGCCAGUUCUUGGCAAGAAGAAGUAUCAUGUCACUAUUAAGCCAAAAGUGAAUUCUGGUGUCCAUAGAAUAUCAGUUGCACGUAGACAUUAAUUGGAACAUUCUAUCAAGAUUUAAGUUAAGGCAUGACAGACAAUUAAAGCAAAUAAAUAGCAUGCAAAAUUCCUUACCGAAAAAAAUAUCUUAUGCCACAGUUAAACAUUUAUGAAAACGUUUGUUAAUUGGAUGGUUCUUUGUUUUUAUCCAAAAAGUAUAUUUUGUGUAUAGCAACUCACAAUUUUAUCCACAAUAUAGGCGUGAAAAGGGGGUGGGGUUGCAUUGCUUAUUGCAGUACUUAUGUCAGUUUGUGAGGGUUGUUUGAUGAUUAUGACAGAAUACGUAUCUAACCAGUUAAUCUUGUUACUGCUUUGCCAGUUCAACGUUA